Molecule: messenger RNA, 2022 nt
Organism: Dovyalis caffra
Lineage: Eukaryota; Viridiplantae; Streptophyta; Magnoliopsida; Malpighiales; Salicaceae
Source: the annotation of a GenBank genome assembly
AUGGGUUCUUUCUGCUACUUCUGGUUGUUAUUCUCAGCAACUUUGAUAAUGCUUAUAGUAUAUCCAAUUUUAGCUGACAAAAAGAAGCAGGGAACUGGACCUGCAAUUGCAGUGACCAAGCACCUUUCCUUCUCAGAUUUUAGGCCAGAUGAUCCCAAAAUUGUACAUGAGGUUAAGCUCUUAGGUAGUGCCAAGUUGUCAGAUGAAAAGGGUGCUAUCCAAAUUCCUGAUGAAUCCCAUUUAAGUGAUCUGAGACAUCAAGCAGGACGGGCCAUCUAUUCUUAUCCUAUCCGUAUGCUCGAUCCGCUCACUGGCACUCCGGCUUCCUUCGAGGCCACCUUCUCUUUCCAAUUUAGCAACUCUAGUGCUUCUUCCCAUGCCAACUUCACUGGUGGUUUCAAUAACACUGGAGGCAGUGGCCUUGCCUUUAUUAUGGUGCCUGAUGAGUUCACUGUGGGUAGACCUGGACCAUGGCUAGCCAUGCUCAAUGAUGCCUGUGAGGACAACUAUAAAGCUGCUGCCAUUGAAUUUGAUACCCGUCAAAAUCCAGAAUUUGGAGAUCCAAAUGACAAUCAUGUGGGAAUCAAUCUUGGCAGCAUCAUUUCCACCACGACCGUAAAUGCUUCAGAUGCAGGUGUCUACUUCAAGGAUGGUUUGAUACACCAAGCUAGGAUUUUAUAUAACGGUUCGCGACGCUGGAUGGAAGUUAGCCUUGGAUCGAAGCCCGUCUUCUCAGGUUCUCUUGAUCUCUCCCCUUUUCUCAAUGAAUACAUGUUUGUUGGAUUCUCAGCUUCAACUGGCAAUUUGACCCAAAUCCACAAUAUAUACUCGUGGAGCUUCACUUCUACUAGCCAAGCCUCUCUUCGUGUCCCAUCUGCAGAGACAUGUGAGAGUAAGAUUAUGGAGCGAUAUGGUCUAGGUGUUCUAAGUUCUCAGUCACAUAGCUCAAUCAAAGAACCCUCAAGAAGUUUGUUGAUUUUCAUUAGCGUGAUGGCACUGGCUAUAGCUGUGUUUGCCAGUCUUUUCUACAUUUGCAGGCGCAGAAACAAUCAAGCUAAGGCUGUGAUAUUUCCAGAUAAAAGGCAACGACCAAGGCCUCCCAACAAACCCCGCCGCUUCACCAUCUCUGAAGUUUCCUCUGCCACUCGGGGUUUUCAUGAAUACGAAAUACUAGGCAGCGAUUCCAAAGGUACUUACUAUAGAGGGAAGCUUCCAAAUGGUUGUCAAGUGGCCAUUAAACGUUUCUCUGCUCAAUUUUUGAGUUCACAAAUUGGAAUGGAUAGACGGAGAUUGCUCAAAGAAAUCAGUACCAUUAGCCGAGUUCGACACCCCAACUUGGUUCCUAUCAGAGGAUGGUGUCAGGAUAAUCGUGAAACUAUGGUUGUGUAUGAAUUCUUUCCAAAUGGAAGUCUUGACAAAUGGCUAUUUGGGGUUGGCGUGCUUCCAUGGACUCGGCGGUUGAAAGUAGUUAAAGAUGUUGCAGAUGGACUCGGUUUCCUCCACUCAAAGCAGCUAGCUCACAAGAAUAUGAAAGCUACCAAUAUCUUUCUUGAUGUUAGCUUCAGAGCAGUUCUGGGUGACUUUGGCUUCGUGCUUUCUUCCACGGAGUCGCGGCGGUUUGAAGCAUCUGUGAGUCAAAAGGCUGAUGUGUUUGAAUUCGGCAUUUUUGUGCUGGAAGUUGUUUCUGGGAGAGGAAGGUUGGAGUCUGAGGUGAGGCAAGAAGAGAGGGAUUUGCUGGAUUUUGCAUGGAGAAUGCACGAGAUCGAUGAGAAGGCAAGAUUGGUGGACAGGAGAAUGGGCUCAGUGGUGAACUUGGAACAGGCAAUUAGAGUGUUGGAGAUUGGACUGCUUUGUACACUAAAUGAGAACAAAGGCAGGCCAUGCAUGGAGGAGGUGGUGGAGUUUCUGAACCUAGACAAGUCGAUUCCUGAGUUGCCACCAAAUAGACCCGUCGCUCUUUUCCCCUAUAGCAGCGCCAACGCUGGUCUUUGCAAUGGCUAUUCCUGUGCUCCUUUCAAGUGA